UCCUACAAAGUAGGCGUGCUCGCCAUCAACGGAUUCGCAGACGCAAAUGCGAAGUACAAACUCAUGUUCGAAGAGUACCUCAACAGGAAGCUCCGAGACGUCUUCCACCCUAAGAUCAACUUCACCAUGGUACCUCUGGACUUCACCACCCUCUACACGUGGGUAGAGACCAAGAUCGUCGACUUCAUCUACGUCAACCCGUCUGCCUACUCCUGCAUCGAGUCUCAGUACGGAGCCUCGUCCUUGGCCAGUCAACAAAGUAUACAGAAGCUUGGCAACGACACUUACGACUUCGCCCUGUUUGGAGGCGUCAUCUUCGUCCGAGCCGACAGGACGGACAUCAAAACCAUCGCAGACCUCAAGGACAAGUCAAUUGCGGCGGCUUCGAUAUCCGGGCUGGGGUCGGGGCAAGCGCAGUUCCGCGUCAUGGUCGACAACGGCCUGAACUACAUCCAAGACCCUGCCCAGCUGGUCUUCACGUCCAACCAAGGUACUGUGGUCAACAUGGUGUACCAAAAGAAGGUCGACGUCGGCUUCGUACGCACCAACCAGAUCGAGCAGAUGGAGAGCAAGUCCUCGACGAUCUUGUAUCCGGAAUGGAACGUGGCGGCACUUAGUCAUGUGCAUUGGCUGGUGCAGCGAGAGGUGCAACGAGCUUUGCUGGAGUUGGAUCAGUCGGACCCUGCCGCCAAGGCAGCAACGGUCAAGGGAUGGAUCCCAACGCUGUCGUACAUGGAGCUGAGG
Molecule: messenger RNA, 744 nt
Organism: Guillardia theta CCMP2712
Lineage: Eukaryota; Cryptophyceae; Pyrenomonadales; Geminigeraceae
Exons: 4
Source: RefSeq, a predicted model, not a curated record